AGAAGAAGAAGAAGAAAAAAAAAGAGAAAAAGAAGAAGAGAAGAAGAAGAUCUUGAGAACUAUUUUAAGGAAAAAGAAGAAAUUACACCUAACAGAAUUUACGCUUAUUUCUAUCUUCCUUCCAAUUUCUUUUUCUUUCUUUUUUUUUUCCCCAUUUUUUGUAGUUCGAUCUGUUUCGAUUUUGAGAGUAUUUCAUUCUUUGAUCUUCAUUCAAUGUCAUUCAAAUCACUCCAUCCUCCACUUCAAGUUCAUGGAGGACUUUGGCCAAGACAGAAGAACCCCAACUUCUUCAACCCAUAAAUUUUCAGAUGAUGGGGUUCUUGUUGAUGCCAAUGCCGGAAGCUUCGCUGAAAGACGAGCUUCCAAAAGAGGGAGAAAUGGGUGGAUUCAUACAAGGGAUUCGCCCAUUCUUCCAUCUCCUUGCCUCUCUAUUCCCCCUGGAAUCAGCCCAACUGUGUUGCUUGAUUCCCCGGUUAUGCUGCUCAAUACACAGGAUUUGCCAUCUCCAACCACUGGCACUUUUCCAAUACAUCAAAUAAAAGACGAGAAAACAUUGUUGAAUCCUGUAAUGCCUGAAGAUGGAAUUAGCCACGACAGUAAGGAUUCCUACUUCACGUUUGCACCUCAUGGGGAGCUUUGUACUCUUCAAAGUCUUUUGAGGCUUGAAAAUCAGGAAGCUGACAUAGAUCGUCAAGCCUUUGAAUCAGAGAAAACGCUGAUGGAUUUUGAAUUCCUACCUGAUUUUCCAAAAGAGGCUUCUGUAUUGAAAUAUGAAAUUGCUCCAUCCACUGAUAAUAGUUAUUUUGAUGGCAAGAUUGCUAAUGGCAACUGUGAGAAUAUGGAAAGUUGUCUUUCUUGUAUAACUACUAAUCAACCAUGUAUACCUGAAGAAUCGACAAAAGGAGACGACAUUGAGAUGCAGCAUCCUUUGGAAGAUGAACAGAAAGGGUCUUACAUUCCUAUGGGAAUGUUAAGGACAUCAGAAGAUGGAUACAACUGGAGGAAAUAUGGACAGAAACAGGUGAAAGGUAGUGAAUAUCCAAGAAGCUACUAUAAAUGUACACAUCCAAAUUGUCAGGUAAAGAAAAAGGUGGAGCGAUCUCUUGAUGGUCAAAUAACUGAAAUCAUCUAUAAGGGUGCUCAUAAUCAUGCAAAACCUGAUCCCAAUCGUCGAGCCAUGCUUGGAUCUGUGCCAACUCCAGGUGAUACUCCAGAAAUUGGUGAAGGUGGUGGAAACCGUUCCAAACUUGAAGCUGGGCCGACAUGGAGAAACACUCAAUAUGGGGUGAAGGAUAUCAAACUUAUCUCAGAUUGUAGUGUUGACGGUCUAGACAAGACAUCCUCCAUGUCAGUUGUGACUGAGCUUUCUGAUCCAUUGUUAAAUCCCCAAGGGAAAACUGUUGGGGUUCUUGAAACAGUGGGAACACCAGAGCUUUCAUCCACCCUUGCUAGUCAUGAUGAUGAUGGUGGUGGCGGUGACGGUGACGAUGACGAUCUUACAACUCAGGGAAGUAUUUCAGUUUGCACAGAAGCUGAUGAUGCCGAACCUGAAUUGAAAAGAAGGCGAAAAGAGGGAGGUUCAAUUGAGACAAACUUGGCUUCAAGAUCUGUACGGGAACCAAGAGUAGUUGUCCAAAUUGAAACUGAAGUUGACAUACUUGAAGAUGGGUAUCGGUGGCGGAAGUAUGGGCAAAAAGUUGUCAAAGGAAAUCCAAAUCCAAGGAGCUACUACAAAUGCACGAGUGCAGGCUGUUCAGUAAGGAAACAUGUUGAGAGAGCAUCACAUGAUCUGAAAUGUGUUAUUACAACGUACGAAGGAAAACACAAUCAUGAAGUGCCUGCAGCAAGAAAUAGCAGUCAAGUAAACUCGAGUAAUGGCAAUGCCCAACCGGCUGCUUCUCAUGUGCAACCGAACAUGGGUUUGUCCAGAAGCUCAAAUGUCCCAAAAUCCGAAACACAAAUUCAAGAUCUUGCCACCCAGUUUUAUCCAAAACCAGAAUUUAACCAUGACUAUCAGAGGUCUGGUUGUUUUGACACUUUUACGAACGAUAUGAAACUUGGAGCUCCUUCGUUCUGUCAAAUGAAGUUCCCUCCACUCCGAAACACCUUGCCUUAUAGUUCCUUUGGAUUAAAUUCAAAGCAUACUGCAACAAAUAUCUCUGGUUCUUUGGCAUCCGUGGUCCCAGACUUCCCGAUUUCCUUGCCAUUGAACCAAAACCUUUCAGCUGCUGGUUACGAUUUUACCAAUGGAAGAACAAUACCACCAUUCCAGGUUUUCCUGGCUGGUCAGCAGCUGAGAGAGACAGAUAGAUUCCUCAAACCCAAACAGGAGCACAAUGACGAUAACAUCGGUGCUUCCUUCCAGCCAAUUGUUGAUAGUUCGAGUGGAUCUUCAUCAUCGGUCUCUUCAGUUUAUCAACAAAUCAUGGGAAAUUUUCCAUAGUUUUUCCGUUCUUCACACAACAGUAUAGUUACUGAUGUCCAUUUCAGAACAAACAAUUCAUGUUAUGAAUAAUGGCCAUGGGGAGAUCAUGUCACUUCUCAGAUGGCUAUUUUGCUCAAUGCUGCCUACCACAUCAGGUUAGAUUCUUGAACCGACUAAUUAAAGAGGCAUUUGAAAGGAAUUGAAGAAAAUUUCAGCAGUUUCUUGUAAAUCCUGAAUUGCUGAACAAAAACUACCUUUACAAAGUACUAAAACAGGCUAUUCUAAAAACGGAUGAGGAUCUUGAUCUGAUGAAACAAACUGCCUCCAAUUUAACUCUUGCAGGUGAGCAAAUAAGGCCCAAGCCCCUCGUUUCCAAUGUUUUAUUUGUGUCAAAGCUCAAGGGUCGUUCCGACUUGUUUUUGUUUCCUUCUUGUUUCCAAUUUUUGAGAAUCAGAGCAUUUGGUAAUUGUUCCUAUUCCUUGUUUCUCAUUUUUCAUAAAUGUUUUCAAAAUCGUGUAGAAAUUUUGGCAACUAAUUUGUUUUUUUGUUUUCAGUGUUUUCUCAACGCAAAUUCUAGUAUCAAGUGUUUUCUGAACACAUAAAUUUAAGUUAUUUUAUCACUUUUUACUUAUAAAAUCUAUGAUAAUUAUCUAAAAGUAAAUAUAACAUUAAUUUUAAAAACUAAUUUCCAUAUAAAACUUGUACAUUUUUUAAAUUUAAAGUUUCAAUCAGAAAUGAUUUCCAAACUUUUUUUCUUUUUUUCUUUUUGUCAUUCUUUCAACAAAAAUGAAGGAACGAGAAACAAUUACCAAACUCAUACUCAUUGAUAUUUUUCUUAAAAUGAGAAGGAACUAGAAACAAGAACUGAGAAAUGGUAAUGAUAAUAACCCUUUUGUUAUCUGCCCCAAUGGAUUGAUUUGUUUUAAACCAGAUACAUUAAUCUUUAAUUUAAAUAGUAAUUGCAGACAUAUGUAACUAGUGGUAUCAUAUGAAAGCAGUUCUUUUUGUAAAUCAAUUAAAAGAAAAUGACACAUAUUAUAA
Molecule: messenger RNA, 3466 nt
Organism: Benincasa hispida (wax gourd)
Lineage: Eukaryota; Viridiplantae; Streptophyta; Magnoliopsida; Cucurbitales; Cucurbitaceae
Source: RefSeq, a predicted model, not a curated record